AUGGUAAGCUUCUCCUUCAAUGCCGGUCACGUCUUAUACGACGAAGACACCCACAAGUGCACCCCAUUGCCCCACAAAGGCCAGAUCACCAUCCAACCGUCAGCAGAAGAGGAGGGGUUUUUCGACUUCAUCUGGGCUCCUAAAACCAAUUCGGGCGCCCGCCGCCACGAGCUCGUGCUUAUUCCGGGCGAUUUCUCCUUCAAACCCGUCAAGUCGUGCACCACCGGCCGUGUGGUGGCGUUGACGUUCUCCUCGGGCCAAAGAAGCUUGUACUGGUUGCAAGAUUUGGGCGAUGAAGACGAUCUUGAUACGUUCACGAAAAAGGACGAGGAGAUUUUGGCCAAAUUUCACGCCGUGGUCGACGCUGAGUCUGAAGCAGAAGCCGAGGACGCUGCAGCAGCAGCUCCAGCAGCAGCAGCACCCGCCUCAAUUGCACUGGAAACCGUCGCCUCUGCAGCCGAACCAUCAGAGCCUUCGGCCGAACAACAGUAA
Molecule: messenger RNA, 492 nt
Organism: Australozyma saopauloensis
Lineage: Eukaryota; Fungi; Ascomycota; Pichiomycetes; Serinales; Metschnikowiaceae
Product: proteasome regulatory particle lid subunit
Exons: 1
Coding region: 1-492 (163 amino acids)
Cellular component (GO): cytoplasm; proteasome regulatory particle, lid subcomplex; nucleus
Molecular function (GO): endopeptidase activator activity; proteasome binding
Source: RefSeq, a predicted model, not a curated record